This is a messenger RNA of Talaromyces rugulosus, 1752 nucleotides long. RefSeq lists its product as uncharacterized. Gene Ontology annotation, molecular function: antiporter activity. Lineage: Eukaryota; Fungi; Ascomycota; Eurotiomycetes; Eurotiales; Trichocomaceae. Gene Ontology annotation, cellular component: membrane. The record is from RefSeq and is a predicted model, not a curated record. Bases 1 to 1752 code for a protein of 583 amino acids. Gene Ontology annotation, biological process: proton transmembrane transport. The transcript has 3 exons.
AUGGCGGACUCUCAGGCAGCCCUGGCAUAUGAAGAGCCUAGCAUUGCAAUAAUCUUGAAUCUAGCCGGCUUGCUCCUUGCUUUGAACUUACUCAACAGCUUUCUUGAUAAGUUUCUGUACUGUGGGUUGAUCGGUCAAUUGUUCAUCGGCAUUCUCUGGGGCACGCCUGGAGCGCAAUGGCUUGACCGGGAGACGGAAACUGUCAUCCAGCAGCUGGGUUAUCUUGGCUUGAUUAUGCUGGUGUAUGAAGGCGGCCUAUCAACAUCGAUAAAAUCACUGAGAGCAAAUAUUCAUAUUUCUCUAUCUGUUGCUCUCACCGGUAUUAGUGUCCCCAUAGGGCUAUCAUUUGUACUCAGAGACUUGGUUUCGGCGACCCCCCUCCAGGCCUUUGCUGCUGGCGCUGCUCUGUCUGCGACAAGCCUCGGAACGACGUUCACCAUAUUAUCAACUACGCAGCUAAUUACAACACGACUUGGUACAGUGACGACCGCUGCUGCAAUGCUGGAUGAUGUUGUUGGUCUGGUCAUGGUACAGAUUAUAUCGAAUCUUGGCGGUAGCGGCUCUUCCUCUUCGUCUUUCAGCGUCGUGACAGUAAUUCGUCCUCUAUUUGUGUCCAUUGGGUUUGCUCUAUUUGUCUUUCUGUUGUGUUCAUUCUGUCUUGGCCCCUUGCUCAGAAAAAUGUUUGAAGCUAGGUGUAGGUUGCCGAGCUUUACACGCACGGAACAAUUCGCGUUUGUCGUCCACACCUGUGUUUUGGUUGGCAUUAUUGCUGCUGCCACUUAUGCUGGAACGUCAAGCCUUUUUGCCGCAUAUCUUGCCGGGACGAUUAUUUCCUGGUUUGAUGCAUCCAUUGCAGACAGCUUGAAGACUCGGUUGGCGUCUGCUACAUCGCAAGAGCAAGCCUCUCAUCAAACAGAGUCUCUAGAAAACAGCAAUGGACAAAGCCCUUCGCUGGAAUUGCCUCCCAACCAAAGGGCCUCGGUUUCUCAAAUCCCAACUGGAGAGAUAAUCUACGAAAAAUACUUCAAAGAACCCGUCCACCGAAUACUUAUUCCGUUGUUUUUUGCAUCGAUUGGUUUCGCAAUCCCAAUCACCAAAAUGUUUAAAGGAAGUAUCGUUUGGCGUGGAAUUGUUUACGCUAUUUUGAUGGCCUUCGGAAAGAUGGUCACCGGCAUUUGGCUGGUGCGAUUCUCACCGGUCUUGAUAUCCAAACCUGCCUCCAUACUCAAGAAAUUUGCGGUAUUUCCACGCCAAACAAAACUUUUUCGGAAAGAGAAAGAAAAGCGCAAAGCAAAGGGAAAACAACCUCAAUUGGAGCUCAAAUGCCAACCAGCUAGUAAUUCCACAGCAAAUAACCAAGGAGAAAGCUCGCACACGUCGACUUCGCCCACAAAGCGAGAUACAAACUUAGUUACAUCUCAACAUGAAAAUAAUUCUUCACUUCCUCCGAAACCGAAAUCACUCUAUCCACCGGCCAUCCUCGGGUUGGCGAUGAUUGCUCGGGGCGAAGUCGGCUAUCUCAUUGCAUCGCUUGCUGAAAGCCAAGGAAUUUUCUCGGCGCAGGAAUCAGACUCGUCUACGUCGUCUUCAUCUUCUGAAAUAUAUCUAGUUGUCGUCUGGGCCAUUUCAGUCUGCACGUUAAUUGGACCUAUUUGCGUUGGGACGCUCGUGAAAAGGGUGAAGAAGGUGCAAAAAGCAAGAGUCAAUUCAGGAACUCCAGACCCUUUGGGAGUUUGGGGUUUAGAUACCUAA